UCCGCAUUUUAGUGCAACCUGAACUUCGCGGUCAUUCUUCCCUUCCUUUCCUCACUUACCACCUCGAAACUGAUUUACUCAUGUCGUUGUAUCAACCCACACUCUUCACGCCUUUACAAUCCCUCUCAAGACAUGGCAGAGACGUGUAUCGUCUGCCUCGGUGACCUGCGCACCUCCACCGUCGAGGAACCCGCACCGGAUAUAGCCGCCACUGCGGCUGAUACCGCGGGAGAUGCGGCGCGCCAAAGUCAUGAUGUCCGAAGACAUGCAACAUUAAAUGCGAAAAGCAUCCAAUCCGACGAGGAAGCCAUCGCCCACCUGCUGCCAUGCGCUCACGAUCUGCACAACUCAUGUCUGACCCCGUGGGUGGAGCGUGCAAACAGCUGUCCGAUAUGUCGAUCCACUUUCAACAUGGUCGAGCUAUGCGAGGUCGUCGGUGGCCCUGUCAUCGACAGCUACGUCGUCCGCGACAAGGUUCAGGAAGCCGAGCUUGACCCUACCAUGAUCAUCGAAGAUGAACUGUUCGAAGCAGAAGCGUACGAGCCGUGUCUCUUGUGUGGCGUAGCCAGCGAGGAGCAUGGCGUCAUGUACUGCGACGGUUGUGACAAGGCCGUCCACGUGUUCUGCGCUGGGUACGACGAUGCGCCGGAAGUCUGGUACUGCGAGACGUGUCUCGUUGACCUCGAAAACGACCUGGGUCUGCCCGGCAUGGCUUCGGCCGUAAGAGGAAGACGACGACGGCGACCGGCAGCUCCCCAGCGGCGCACACGACGCAACAACGAUGCCAUAUGGGCGCGUGUAUGGCAAGAGGUGUCCCGCCGCCUCGAUCUGGACCUCGACUUUCCCUUUGACGACGAGCUCAGUGAUCAACGCACAGAAGAACAACGACGGGAGUUCGCUCGUUGGCAGCGUCGGUUUGAGGUUGCCAACCAACAAGGCGCGACAAAUCGACUACGUGACAUCGCCAAUAGUAGGCUGCAGGGAGAGGCAACAAGACCCAACCCCGAAUCGCAAGAAGAGCUCCGAGCCUGGAAUGCCUUUGACAAAGCGCGAGAGUCACAAGACGCGCCCGCGUCAGUGAGACGGCGCAAGCGCAAGGCAACAGCGUCGCCAGCGCCAGAACCCGAAGUUGAACAGGUCGAUCAACCUCCGCAAAAGAGACCCCGUUUACGACGCCCUGAACCCCGAGCCGAUCAACAACCAGCACAACCCCCGACGGCCACUUUAUCACGACCGGAAGAGCAACCUACCUUUCUAUCCUCACUUCUUCGCGAAGUCGAAAGCAAACCCAUUUCUGCCGGCUCUCCAGGCGCGUCAGAGCAAAACAACGGCCAGCUAUCGCCGAGAGAUUCGUCACCCGACGCAUCUUCCUCCGGCUCGCACACACCGCGCGCGCUAUCCGUGACACCGCCACCCCAUCGACCCUCAUCUCCGCCCCUCUCCUCCACCAUCAUGCCCUUAUCCUCGCCUCUGAAUGCCACCUUCUCACCAUUCUCGCCCGCGGUCGUGUCGCAAGGUCCUUCGCGCAUUCGACACGUCAAUAGGCGAGGUCGGCACCGUCGGAAGUCGGGCAGCCCACCGUCCAGCAUUGAAGAAGAGCAUCAACCCCGCGCCGCAUCGGCAUCGCCGAGCCGCAAUCUAUCUUACUCCGCAAAAGAAGAGAUACAACGCAUGGUGAAGCUGGCAUUGGGAUCCCGCUACCGCGACAGGGAGGUCACGAAGGAGCAGUACACCGACAUCAACAAGAGCGUCUCGCGCAAGCUGUAUGACCUCGUUGGCGAUGUUUCCGCGCUCGCAGACCAAGCCGAGAGGGAGAGGUGGCAGGCUGUCGCUGACGAGGAGGUGAAGCAAGCGGUCGCUGCCCUUGCCGCUACGACUAUAUGUAAUGAUUCAUGACGAGGAUGCUGGCACGGCUCUCCUGCGUGCCGGGAAUCGGUUGCAGCCCAUCCUCAACUGCUUAUGUAGAUACUGAGACGAGAUAAUGAACUUGCUGGAUUUGCGGGCUCAUGUAGCCUGACAUGACUCAAUUGACCUCAUCG
Molecule: messenger RNA, 2039 nt
Organism: Neohortaea acidophila
Lineage: Eukaryota; Fungi; Ascomycota; Dothideomycetes; Mycosphaerellales; Teratosphaeriaceae
Exons: 2
Coding region: 133-1896 (587 amino acids)
Source: RefSeq, a predicted model, not a curated record